GUGUAAUUUGUCAACUACACCGUCUGAUGGCGAAGGCCUGGAGUGCAUUAUAUAUAUGAUGUCUCCUGUAUUGAUCAACACAUGUUUCAACGUCCAGCCCUUGCUGAAUCGUUACUGCUGGCAAUCCCCUGAGCUGAGUAUUAGCCUCACUAAAGGCUGUAGCAACAAAAAAAACGUUGCUCGGAGCCAAAGUUAUGCAACAGAAACUCACAGACCACCUGAAGGUGAUUCGACUUAGUGAUGAAUCAGUGAAGGAGCUACUUGUUUCUAAAUCUGGAUCUUCGACUCUGGACGUAAACUUCAUUCCGAAACCAUUUCUACUUGCAGAAAACUGUGAGGUUAAGAAAUCAGUGAAAAACAUCUGCGAUCAAAGUGUUUUGCUUGAAUUCAGAAUGGCUGCUGAUAAACAACUGACAAUCGAAGACCUUAUGAAAUGCUGUAAUUGUCAGGGAUAUUUUGAAAAAGAUCUUUUUGAAACUCAUUCUAUCAGCUGCAAAUCUGGGACAUCUGUUCUUCCUUCAAAGGAAUUGCUCAAAUCAUUAAAAGCAACCAAUUCCCUUUCUAGCACCAAAGACUCAACCAAAGAUAAACCAGUCAAUGACUUAGAGCAAUUUAACAGAUCAUCUCCUCAACCAGUUUCAAAUUCUGCUGAUUCAUCACCAAUAUCUGUAUUAGAUUCUUCAGAAGAAGACUGUUGUGUUAUUUUCCAAAAUCAAAAUGAAAUGUAUAUUAAAGGACAUGGCUUUCCGCAAGCGAAAUCCAGUUCUCUGCCUUUAGAAGCUGCACCAAAAGAUGUCACCACCAAUGCUUCUCAAUCGCCUGUUACAGAUGACUUGAUUCAGACUAACAACAAGAUUGUUAAUAAAAUUAUUCACAGAAAUAUCAUCAGAAAUGGUAUCAAGUCACACAAUGGUAAAAGUUAUACUAAUUCUUGCGGCCGUUCAAAAACAAGCAAGUAUAACCAAAAGAAUGUGUGGCCUUGUUUGUUUUGUGGAAUAACUCAGGCAAAAUUAGCACGGCACAUACAAUUGAAGCAUCGAAAUGAAGAGCGUGUCCUUAAAGCCCUUCAACUGCCAAAACCACAGCAACGAGAUGCUUUCAAUAAGUUUAAAAAGGAAGGAAUUAGUAAUGCUGUAUCAUUUCGGAAGUCCCAGAAUCACAGUCGUAUCGGUAAUAUGGUAUCUAAAGCUUUCUACAAGAAACUACCGCGGCCUUGUUUUUACUGUGGGUUGAUGCAAGCCAAUUUAACUCGUCAUAUCCAAUUAAAACACAAAGAUGAAAUACGGGUUCAACAGGCUGUGGCUCUGCCAAAGUUAUUCCAGAGGAAUGCUUUUGAUGAAAUGAAGAAAGAUGGCAUCAAAAAACAAAACAUCCGACGCCUAUCUGAGCUCUCAAAGUGUAACAAGCUGGUCAAAAAGUCUUUUGCUGCUGCUAUUUCUAGCCUCCACGAUAACGUUAUCCUGUGCUGUCCACACUGUAAUUAUUCUGUUCACAAGGAUGUCUUAUCACAGCAUAUGAAGACUUGCAGGCCACUUGCUGCUUCAAAUGGAUCUGUGUUGACAUUAGAUUUAGCUGAUAAACAAGGUUGUGAAAGUAAUUAUUCUAAACAGAAUUUGCAAUGCCAAGUUCCUAGUUUAGAUGUAAAUUUGGUUGAAGAAGGGCACAAUAUCUGCAAGAUUGGCAUUUUAAACAAAACAAGGAAUAAUAGGAGAAAAGAUUUACCAAACAAUAAUGCUGCACUUCGGAAACCAUGCAUAUCAGAUGUACACCAUACUAAAUCGACAGGAAACGCUGAAAGUUUGGGAUUAGCACCGACUGUUGAGAGAGAUUAUUUUAAUACCAGAGUGUGUCCAGACAAUUUAGAGUAUUGUGAAGAUGAAAGAAACGAUUUAGAAGUGUCUUUUUCUGUAAAAACUACAAACCAUGAAGAUAAAUUAAAAGAUGUACUUAAAUUUAGUGAUACUGAUUCUAUUUAUGUGGAUGAGAUUCUGAUUGAACAAAGCAAAGACAAAGUAACACUGAACUUUGGUAAAUCAGAUUCUGACCUAUAUAGUAAAACUGACCAUAUUCAGAAGAAUAAAAGCCUUGAAUUUGUUAGUUCAGAGUGUGACUCACUCCAUAACAAGUUGGAAACUGUUAUAAUCAAAACUCCACAUUGUAAAGAAAGCUUGCAUUGCUCUACAUUGAAAGAGUUCCACACUUCACCUCAUUCUAAGAACACAAAUACUUUUGAAACUGUUGCCUUAUCACCGUUUUCUAAACCAUUUUCCUCUGAAGAUGAUAGCAGCUUUGUCAAACAAAAAGUAAAUAGUUACCAGGAUAGUGAUCUGAAUAAUGUCUAUAUCCAACAUCACGCAGACAAAGAAAUGUCUUUAAAACCAUCGAAUGUUACCCAUCGUUUUGGAAAUGGCCCGUACAAGUUACUGAAUCCCAAAACCGUGGAAAACAUCGAUGAAGGCAAAAUUUACAAACGUCCUGCUCGUCUAUGCCCAUUCUGUGGAAUAAUGCAGGCAAAACUGAGUCGUCAUAUAAAGUUGAAACAUAAACAUGAAGAGUGUGUGAAACAGGCAUUGAAACUACCUCUGCACGAACAGCGUAAUGCUUUUAAUGAAUUCAAAAGACAAGGAAUUUUGAAGGAAAAUAUGCGUAGAAUUAACAGUCUUUCUGAAUCUGAUUGCCUUAUCAUAGAGAGAAUUCCUUAUGGACAUAUAUCAAUGGUUGUGUGUCCUUAUUGUAAAGAAUCUCAGCCUAAAGAAGACAUUAACCAACACAUUGUUACUUGUAAGUCUGUUCCAUACUCCCUCGAUACUUCCAGUCAGCUUUCUAGCCAAGGACCAAAUUCUGACAACAGUAGUUCUAAAUCCUUUGAUAACGUUGACAUCCAGCCAUCUUCUUUAGCAGCCAUGUCUACUUCAUCAUCAUCACCACCACCAUCUUUUGUAUCUCCUGUUGAGAGGAAUGAUGAAAAUGAUAGUCAACGAGGUGUCUUAGACAACAUCAGUGAGUUGCAGAAUAUACAAGAUUAUAAUAUUGCACCGCCAAGUAGCAAGAAAAUCAAAACCAUUUUCAUUGCGCCAGAAGAAAUUAAUGUUGGAGACAGUGAAGUAAAGUUGAUAGAUGAAAUCGACCAGACAGAAAUAAGCGAUUCCUCAAAUAAACAGCAUCUUCUAAAUUCAGAGACUAUUGUAUUAAAGGAAGAAAUUCUUGAAAUUCCACCAGAUUCUUGCGACCAUUCUGAUGAUGUGACUGACUACAGUGUUCAACUAUCUAAUGCCAACCAAGCAACAGCAUUGUUUUUGAAGUCUGAAUUGAAUAAUGAUAUGUUCCAGCAAACAAGAGACCAAACCUCUGAGAAGCAACUUCUGUCAUCAAUCUCAGAGGAAAUGGAAACUUACAAUGAUAGUAAUGAUAAUAAUAAUAAUAAUAAUGAUAAUAAUAAUAAUAAUAUUAAUACUGAUAAUAAUAAUGGCAGUGGGAUUGUGAAAGAAGAGGUCGCUAAUGAAGACAUACAACUGAUGUCUCCAGUUUCAAUCUCAGAUUCAUCUGAUGAAGAUGCAACUUCUGGUCACAACUGUAUCUCAGGCUCUUCGGUAUUUGAUAAGCAUCUAUCAGUCAAGAGUCAGGCGAAUGUCAUAACAAUAGAGGAACAAACAGGUUUUGCUGGCAACAAACUGAGAACUUACAAAAAACCGUCUCGACCAUGUUUAUUCUGUGGUAUUAUGCAAGCAAAAUUAACGAGGCAUAUCAAGUUAAAACACAAGGAUGAAGAACGCGUUAAAGAGGCACUGCGGUUGCCACAGUCAAUGCAACGUAGGAUUUUUAACCAGUUUAAGAAGGAAGGCAUCAUGAAAGAAAAUGCUAAAAGGUUAACAGAACAAGAACAGUAUCAGGAAUUAAUUCCUGAGUGUACAUUCCAGCCUGAUUCCUCUCUAUGGCUUGUCUGCAGUAACUGCAAUGUAUUUGUAAAGAAAGAUGCGAUGAAGGAACAUAUGCAGUGUUGUAGCCUUGCACUUUCUAAUUUUAAUACAACUGAUUGGUCCUAUGAGCAAGAAAUGUUCACACAUUCCCCUGUUGAAAGUUUUCCUGGUGAAGGGCCAAACAAAAGUAUUUCCGUGUCUUCUCCUUCGUUGAAAGAAACUGAUCAAUCUUUUAAUUCUACUUGGCAAUAUCAACAGGAAUCAGAUAUUCCUUGCUCUGAUGAUGCCAAGGAGCCGAAUUCGGGGCCUUUUAUGAAUUUAAAGUUGAAAAAAGAAGUUGAAGAUUUAGAAGAUGAAAAUUGCAGUGCAGAAAAUACAUUGCUACAUGAAGAUGAUAUCAAAUUCCAAAGUAACCCGAUCCGGAUUGAACCAAUAACUGCUGUGUCAAACGAGGAUUUUGAGGUGAAAUACAAACCUGAUUUAGAUGAUAAUUCUUUUGAGAAUGGAAUCACCGAAAACCCGUGUGAUCCCAACGCUGAAUCAAACCAUGAUGUAGAUAACUCUCAGGAGAAUAUAUUAAAAGACUAUGAACAAACUCUGAGUAAUACAGAAUGUAAAUCUGAAAAUUUAGAAAGCAGAGAGCUAAUUGAAACCAAUACUCUCCUUAAACAAGAAAUGAGUGUUUCACUUUCUGUUUCUGAUGCUUUUGAUGAUGCUGAUAAAAGUGAUGUUGUUUCUGUCAAUAAUCCAUCUAAGCCACAUCUUCCGUUGAAUGGUUCAAAACCUUCAAGUAGUUCCAUUGUUAAAUGUAAUCAAAGUUAUUUUGGUAGAUCUUACAAGAAACCCUCCCGUCCAUGUCCGUUUUGUGGUGUAAUGCAGGCCAAACUCACUCGGCACAUCAAACUCAAACACAAAGAUGAAGAGCGGGUGAAGGAGGCGAUGAGCUUAUCCCAGCCGUCACAAAGGCAUGCAUUUAAUCAAUUUAAGAAAGAAGGCAUUUUGAAAAAUAAAUUAUCUCAAAUGGAAACUUGGUUUGACAAAGAACACAAGAUAGUUGGUCAAGUGUUGCCAUCUUGUCAACAGAAUGCUGUGUGUAGCGGUUGUGAUCAAAUUAUACCAAUGGAGAACCUAAGUGAUCAUAUGUUUCUCUGUGGCCGUGCGCACCUGCAAUUAACUGAUACGGUUACCGUUCAGCCAGUGACAGAACUCCCCUCCAAACCUGAUACAAUGGAUAAUUAUGAAAAUGGCAUGGAUAAAGAUGAUGACAAUGGUUCUGUGUUUGAGUCAAAUGAGGACCUCCCCACAACAUCUGUUGAAGUUGUCAACAGUGAUGAAACUAAGGAGGUGUAUAUUAUUCGAUUGGAUGCACCAAUGAAAUCAGAUAGUGAAAACAGCCAUGCUACCAUCAAAAGACUUUGUGAUAGUUCUGAUGCCAACCACAGAAAUAUGGAUUUUGAAAACAGAAAGGAAGUUCCAAACAUUACUAUAAUUGAAGAAUCCUUAACCAUUGUGGACCCUAAAAGAGUUCCUGAAAUGCCAGAUGCUGUAAGACCAAAAAGAAGCCUAUCUGAUCUUUCAGACAAUGAUUGUAAUCUCAUUCCAGAUAAUAUCUCUGAGCAGGAAGCUAAAUUUAAUCUAUCUUUGGAAGAACAGUCAUCAAUUACAAAGGAAAACAAAAUGAAUAACACAAUCCAGCAACAGUCCAAUAAUGCUCUGAGAGUGUACAAGAGGCCUUCUCGGCCUUGCCCAUUUUGUGGUGUAAUGCAGGCCAAACUAACACGUCAUAUUAAAUUAAAACACAAAGGAGACAGGAGAGUAAAAGCUGUCCUGCAGCUACCACAACUUUUGCAGCUGAGAGCCUUUAGUCAUUUCAAACGAGAAGGCAUCAUGAAAGAUAAACUCCGUCGAAUGGGUGAAUCUUCGAUGUUCAUGGAUAGUGAUGCUAUUGAAGACAUUGAGAGAAGGACAUCCAGAAAGCUUGUUGGUGGUGGAAGACCUUUGCACUCGCAAGGUUCUAACUGUCCACACUGCAAGAAGCCUUUUGCGAAAAGCACACUGAGAAGACACAUUGCAAAGUGCAAGUUCAAAUGUGCAGACAGUGCAACUGUAUCUACUUUGCAGUCAAACAGAAACAUAAAUCAUGGCAGCGGUGCCAUGAAUAGUUGCAACAGGGGCACUAGUUUAUCCCCAUUUACAGCUGUAUCAACAGAUUGCUAUCAGUUAGCAAAUAAUGUCGCCAGUUCACCCAAGAAUCCCACUGUUAUGUUACAGAAAGGGAAUUCUGUCAGAUCGAUUAAGAAAUCUGCUAAUGAAGGAGAUAGAAAUGUUGAAAAUAUCAUGUCUGUAGUUUCUGAUUUUGAUUUUAAAAGAAAUUCUUCUAGUUCUGUUGUUAGAAAUCAACAAGAACCAUCAUCUUGUUGUAGUGCUGAUGUCCCUGGUGAUAACCUACAUGAAAGGCAUAAAGAAGAUAGGCACGACCAAGAGAGCCAGAAGUUUCUGGCUUUUCAUUCGAACCAUCACAAGAAUCAGGAACAGAAACCGUUUGGUAGUAGAAAAAUCGACAAACCUGAAAACCAUUCCAAUAGAAACUAUAGACUACCUGCUGCAACCGGUUCUGUUGUUUUAGAUAUGGACUGUAGGCAGCAGCAGCAUAAACAAAUCAAUGAAUUUGAUGAAAACCUGUUGAAAUCAACUGCUUCUUCUGUAAAAACGAAAAAGUCUCCUUUGGAAAAUGAAUCACUUGCUCAAGCUAGGGAGUCGUCCAAAAUCAUGGGUUUGAAUGAACAUAUUAUUCCGAGUCACACCCUAAUUGACAGAUUUUCAGAGAAGCAGAUUGCAAAUGAAAGUCUUGUUCAUCCUGAGAUGAAAGGUAUUUCAGACCCCUCACCUGAGGUUUGGUCAAGCCAGGCUGAGUGCAACAGACAAAGCAAUUCAAUUGAAACUCCAUUUGGAACAGGUUGUCUAGACACUACCAGAAAUCAACAGUUUUGUUCUUAUCAAAUGAACACUGGUAAAUCUGGCCACGAAUCUCUUCCAAAACUUUUGGAACCAAUGGACAAUUCUGAAGUGAAAAAUAAUAAAUUUACUUGCCCUUCCCAAGACACCUUUUUUCUAAAUAACAUUAAUAUCAAAACGGAAAAACCAUGUUCCCCAGUUGAAGACUUAACUUUUAGUGCUUUAGCCAUGGAACAAAUGUCUUCCCUUAUUCAAGAUGAUUCUGGUCGAGAUAACCACUUUUCUAAAUAUCCCGAGUUGAAUGCAAUGGUUGAUUCCAAAGUGAAUUCCUCUUUCAUUUCUCAUCCAGAUAUUAGUAGGACCGAGUCUCAGAUAACGCUUUAUGGUUUAGAAACGCAACCUUCUUACGGUUUGCCACCCAUGUUCCCAUCUAAAGAUACCAAUACUUCUUUGUCACCUGUAGCUUCAAACAAAACCAACAUAUUGCCACCGCUCCCAGACGAAGACUUCAAAUUUGAUCCUGCAAAUAUGUAUUUAUCAUAUGAUUCUCAGGGAAUAUCCGUAGUAAACUACCAACCUGUUAACGACAGCAUCACGGCUGUUGGGAGUAGUUCUAGUGGCAAUGGAUGCAGUGCAACUACGAGUGGACAGAAGAGUUCACAAUCAUCAUCACCAAGACGUUUGGGAACAAACACUGGCGGACGCAGCAACGUCAGCCUUAAUUCCGGAAGAGGCACCUCUUCGAAUCGGAAACCUCCCACACCAUGUCCAUUCUGUGGCGUGAAACAAGCCAAAUUAAAGCGCCAUAUUCAGUUACGGCACAAAGAAGAGGAACGUGUCAAGGAAGCACUAAAAUUGCCUCCAAAUCUUCAGCGGGAUGCAUUUCACCAGUUCAAGGAAGAAGGACUGGCAAACGAACUAAAGCGAGCCAAUGAAAAUAACAUGGUGACAAAUACCAGUUCUAGUGUUCGGAAUGACAUCGCCAACCAAAAAGGUUCAGUUUCAAAAGUACUCUGUCCUCUCUGCGACACAUAUUAUGAGAAAGAUGUCUUACAAAUGCAUAUGAUUGGUUGUAGUUCAGCUCUGUCCAAUUUCAAUGCUUCUGAUUGGCUGACGAAUUCUGUUCCCGACCUUGAGCUAAGUACCGAGGCAGAUACGGAACAGUCGUCUGAAACUAUGGCUUCUUUGAAUCAGAUAUCACUGCCAACAUCAUUGCUGAAAGAGGAAUUCGAUGCACCUCCUGUUUCCGGUUCCAACGCCAUGAUGUCUCCCUACAAAGAUUUCUCGUCUUAUAUUACUGCUUCCACCCAACCAGAGCAAGAAUCACAUCAACAACAACAACAACAACAACAACAACAGCAGCAACAUCAGCAGCAUCAACACCAACAACAGCAGCAGCAUCAACACCAACAACACCAACAACAACAGCAUCAACAGCGGCAGCAGCAUCAACAGCAGCAGCAACAACAACAACAGCCCCAUCAACAGCAACACCAACAGCAACACCAACAGCAGCAACAUCAGCAGCAUCAACACCAACAACAGCAGCAGCAUCAUCAGCAACAGCAUCAGCAGCAGCAACACCAGCAGCAGUUACAAACUCAACAAUAUCUCGCGACACAAGACACAGACAUGUUUGGUGGCGGCAACCCAUUUGCGUCAAAUGUCGAUGGAUGUCACAUGGACUUUCGGAUGGAAUCGGUCGACAACAGUCCCAGGAAUUCCUCUAUGCAGCCGUUCAACGUCUCCACUUUCGGUUGCAGUUCUGUCGAAGAGAAUUCGUCUUGCGAUUCCUCCUGGAACCACAAGAGACCGAAUUCGCUCAGCCAUCAGCAACACCAACAACAACAACAACAACAACAUCAUCAUCAUCAUCAUCAUCAACAACAGCACCAUCUUCAUCAACAACAACAACAACAACAACAACAGCAGCAUCAUCAUCAACAACAACAUUACCAUCAGCAUCAGCAGGAACAACAACAACAACAACAGCACCAACAACAGUAUCUUUCACAGGAAAACUUAUACCAAGGUAGCGGUCAGCAACCGUCUUUAUAUAUAAAGGCUGGCAAACCUGAAGCCAUGUCCAGUCUAGCAUUUUCUGGUACAGAAAACUUUAUGUUGAUACCACCACCACCAGCACCGUCAUCACAUUCCCCAGUAAACAUGCCUUCUUCAUCUCCAGCAAUAAUGUCAUCUCCUCUGUAUGAGAUCAAUGGUGUCCAGAAUAAGUGGUCCCAUGCUGAAGGUAGCCAGCCUUGUGCCAUUGGAGUGUUAGAAGAAGGGGCCACGUCUAUAAAGCGUCAAAAGUUCAACAGCACAUCUCCGUCUCCCUCAUCGACUUCUCCCCUCGAUUUCAACCAUUCGCCCUUCACGCCCCCUCCAAACAGUUCCGUGGUCGGGCGGCACUGCUCACAGACAUUGCAGCCGCCACCUCCACCACCACCACCACCUCUUCUUCAACAACAACAACAACAACAGCAACAACAACACACUGCACCACUUUCCUCAAGAAAUUGCCAAAGCUUUACAAAUGCUGAGGACGGGUUUUCACCCGUAAUGUUGACGACAUAUAGAGAAGCAGAUGAUGAUGAUGAAGAAGAAGAGGAAAAAGAAGAAGAACUUGCCUGA
Octopus bimaculoides (California two-spot octopus) is the source of this 9503-nucleotide messenger RNA. RefSeq lists its product as uncharacterized. The record is from RefSeq and is a predicted model, not a curated record. Lineage: Eukaryota; Metazoa; Mollusca; Cephalopoda; Octopoda; Octopodidae.